UCGCCGGAUCGAAACUGAAAUGGAAAAGUUGUAUCUGUUUAUUGUUUUUCUUUCAUGUGCCUUAUUACUGAAAGAUGUUACAUGUACGGAUUCUGAGGCGUUAUCCAAAGACGAGGAAAAGAUAGUAGGAGGCGAAGAGAUUAGCAUUAACAAAGUUCCGUACCAAGCGUAUCUUUUGCUCCAAAAAGAUAACGAAUACUUCCAAUGCGGAGGUUCGAUUAUUAGCAAACGUCACAUCCUCACGGCGGCACAUUGUAUCGAAGGUAUCUCCAAAGUAACGGUGCGUAUCGGAAGCUCAAAUUCUAAUAAAGGAGGCACCGUUUAUACAGCGAAAUCAAAGGUGGCUCAUCCGAAAUACAAUUCUAAAACUAAAAACAACGAUUUCGCCAUUGUCACCGUGAACAAAGACAUGGCGAUCGAUGGAAAAACUACUAAAAUCAUUACUUUAGCCAAAGAAGGCUCUUCGGUUCCUGACAAAACGAAACUAUUGGUUUCCGGGUGGGGAGCUACAAGCGAAGGUGGUUCAUCAAGUACAACGCUAAGGGCUGUGCACGUUCAAGCUCAUUCUGACGAUGAAUGCAAGAAAUAUUUCCGUAGUUUGACAUCUAAUAUGUUCUGCGCCGGGCCCCCCGAAGGCGGAAAGGACUCCUGUCAGGGUGAUUCCGGUGGUCCAGCUGUUAAGGGCAAUGUCCAACUUGGUGUGGUCUCCUUUGGUGUCGGCUGCGCUCGCAAGAAUAACCCUGGUAUCUAUGCUAAAGUAAGUGCUGCUGCAAAAUGGAUAAAAUCAACGGCGGGCCUAUAAAUACGAAUUAGUCAAAAUUUAACUUGAGUUUCAAACAUUGCAAUGUAUGUAGUACCAAUUUUUUUGUUAUUACUCUUGAAUGCGCGUACUUUUGAGUACUCAUUAUCUCAGUGCACAUAUCAUACGUAAUACUUUGAAACUCAAGUUCAGAGAGAAUUUGUGUAGCUUAAAGUUUUAAAUAAAGGCACU
This is a messenger RNA of Bombyx mandarina (wild silkworm), 991 nucleotides long. RefSeq names its product cocoonase (gene Coc). Gene Ontology annotation, biological process: proteolysis. The record is from RefSeq and is a predicted model, not a curated record. NCBI's taxonomy places the organism in Eukaryota, Metazoa, Arthropoda, Insecta, Lepidoptera, Bombycidae. Gene Ontology annotation, molecular function: serine-type endopeptidase activity.